This is a messenger RNA of Schistocerca gregaria, 15560 nucleotides long. RefSeq names its product E3 ubiquitin-protein ligase COP1-like. The transcript is spliced from 3 exons. Gene Ontology annotation, molecular function: ubiquitin protein ligase activity; protein binding. Gene Ontology annotation, biological process: proteasome-mediated ubiquitin-dependent protein catabolic process. The coding region runs from base 667 to 2724 and encodes 685 amino acids. NCBI's taxonomy places the organism in Eukaryota, Metazoa, Arthropoda, Insecta, Orthoptera, Acrididae. The record is from RefSeq and is a predicted model, not a curated record.
AUAAUGUGCAAUGUCUGCGAAGUUCCAGUUUAUGUUCUCCUAAACAUAGUACUUAGGAAAGAAAUAAUAUAGUUUCUGUGUACUGAUGGUACUGCGUUAAUUCAAACUGCCACUCUUUGAAACAGUCCAAUUUAGGACUAUUGUCGGUCCUUUUGACGUUGUCAAAGAUAUGUCCAAUCUUACUAUCUGAGGGGCGAAUCCAUUAUUUAACAUGGCAUCCUGUCCGAGUGAUAUGUGACUACAGUGUGAUAGUAGUGAUGAAAGUUUUUGUAGAGUGCCGUCUGACAAUCGGUGCUCAGAACUUACAGCAGCAAAGUGAAAUAUUGAUGAACUCCAGCUCUGAACCAAUAAAGUGUACAAUGCAUGUACCUGCAUACAUUAAGAGACGGUCGGGACGACCGUUUAGUGUUAAAUCACAGUUUUUUCGGGAAUUUAGAACAGAAACAUAUCAAGGAAAACCAUCAAAGCUUUAUUCACCGUGCACUGGUUAUCCUCGUCAUUUGGUCCUGUUUCUGAUGAGAUCUUCCAGUCACUCUAUCUAGUAAAGCUUUCUAUGACUGAUGCUAUAUUGUCCCAUGAUUUGGUCUGUUUGGUGCAUUCUGUCUGCUGAUAAAUGGUGGCGGUCAGUGCACGCGUUCUGGACAAUUCAGUGAGUAUUUGUCGCCAAUGGCUUCUGGGAAAAGUACUGGAAGUAUUGGCAGUGCAUCGUCAUCUUCAACUCCACAGCGUUCUCGACCUACAAAACGUCAGCAUUCAGUGGUGCUAAACGGUGUUGGUGGCUCAUUUGAGGAUAAAAGUAGUGAUUAUUUGUGUCCAGUCUGCUUCGAGCUGAUUGAGGAGGCGCAUAUCACAAGGUGUGGACACACCUUCUGCUACAGGUGCAUAUCAAAGUCAGUUGAAUCCUGUGGACGGUGCCCAAAAUGUGGGUUUUCUCUUAGCAGUCGUGAACAAGUGUUCCCGAACUUUUUGUUGAAUGAGCUGGUCUCAAAAUACAAAUCAAAAGUCAUGGGAACAUCAGAGGCUGGUUUAACACGUGACGCCUCAGGUGAAAGCCUUCUAGGUCCUGAUGGGUUACGUGACUUUGUUGCUACAGAGUCACUGAACCUAACACUGCCAGAUGUAAAUGUUAUUUUGGAAGUGCUGACACAGAGAAAACAUUUAUUAGAAGCUGAAUCAUGUGCAGCUCAAAACAAGCUUUUAUAUGAAUUUCUCACACAUUUACUGCAGCAGAAGGAAGAGCAGUUAAGUCAGCUUACACGGGAAGUUGCUCUUAUUAAGCGGGAUAUAGGAGAAGUUGAGAACAUCUUAAAAGAAGUCCACACCAAAUGCCCCAAGUUGGAGAAAGAACCAUCAACUUCAGGCAGCACAUUGGGUCUGAAAAAGGAAUUGUCGUCUGAAGGCCCAGGGAAACUUAGCAAAGAAGAAAGCAUGAGUGAAGCAAUGGGUCCUGAUGGAUUUACUGGCAGCCAGAAGAACUUGGACAGCUCUGCAACAAGUCUGGCACUGCGCCGGAAACGUAUGCAUGCCCAUUUUGAUGAUUUUGUUCAGUGCUAUUUCAAUUCAAGAGCCAAAGAACUUAUGUUUGGUGGCAGUAUGGACAAAUCAUUUGGAGGCAGUAUGGACAAAUCAUUUGGAGGCAGUAUGGACAAGUCAUUUGGUGGUAGCAUUGAUAGAACAGCAAUGCCAUCAUCAGAAAGCCAAGGUCUGAAUGCAUUUAGAGAAAAUUUAGUGAAAUUUUCCCGGUAUAAUUCUUUACGGCCACUUGCAACCCUAAAUUAUUCAAGCGAUAUCUUUAAUAACUCCACAAUUGUGUCUAGUAUUGAAUUUGAUAAGGACAAUGAGUUUUUUGCCAUUGCUGGAGUCACAAAAAGAAUAAAAGUAUUUGAUUAUGGAGCUGUCAUAAGAGACACAGUGGAUAUUCACUAUCCAUGUGUUGAAAUGGUAUCAAAUUCAAAAAUAUCAUGUGUAAGCUGGAAUUCAUACCACAAAAGCACUCUAGCGAGUAGUGAUUAUGAAGGAACAGUUACUGUGUGGGAUGCUGUCAGUGGGCAGCGUGUUAAAACUUUCCAAGAGCAUGAGAAAAGAUGUUGGAGUGUAGACUUCAAUGAUGUCGAUACCCGACUUAUAGCAUCAGGAUCAGAUGAUGCAAGAGUAAAGCUGUGGUCACUAAACAUUGACCGAUCAGUAGCUUCCCUUGAAGCAAAAGCUAAUGUUUGCUGUGUUAAGUUCAACCCUCGCAGCUCCUGCCAUUUAGCAUUUGGAUCUGCUGACCAUUGUGUACAUUAUUACGAUCUCCGCAAUAUGAAGGAGCCGUUAUCAGUUUUUAAAGGUCAUCGCAAAGCUGUGUCAUAUGUUAAAUUUCUCAACAAGGAAGAGAUUGUAUCUGCAUCAACAGACAGUCAGUUGAAGAUGUGGAAUAUUAAUAAUCCACAUUGUCUGCGGUCAUUUGUUGGUCAUAUUAAUGAAAAGAAUUUUGUAGGUCUAGCAACCGAUGGAGAUUAUGUAGCUUGUGGUUCUGAAAAUAACGCCUUGUAUGUUUAUUACAAAGGACUUACCAAACAGUUGUUCAGUUUUAAGUUUGAUGCUGUUAAGAGUGUUUUGGAGAAGGAUAGAAAAGAAGACGAUGUUAAUGAGUUUGUAUCUGCUGUUUGUUGGAGGCAGCAUUCAAAUAUUGUUGUUGCUGCAAACAGUCAAGGUAUCAUAAAAAUUUUGGAGCUAGUGUGAGGUGUACACAACUUUUAGUUCCUGAGGGUUUAUUAUGUUGUACCUCAUCCUUUCCAGGGGCAAGUGUUUUUGGUGCUUCCAUUAUUGGAUAAAUUAACAUAGUCACAUUUUGGAGGAUCACUGUAAAAUCCAGCGAUUUGAUAUAAUUUUGCUAGUCAGCAUAAAACGAAGUAAGGAACCAGUGUACUUACAAACUUUUUAGGAUGGGUGCAACUGUAAACCCGUACUCUGUGUACUACCCACACAUAUUGCUCAAUUUUGAUGUACUUUGCGUAACUUGCCUCAUGUUAAUUAAUGCAUUAGUGUUUCGGCUGAAACCGGUAAUUUCGUACAUGUAGAUAUUUGCAAGAGGUUGGAGACUUUUUGAUUGUGUAGUUUUCACACUCUGUAUUCGUUACCAAGCGUUCACUAAUAAUAUUUUGGAUGUAAUCCAUCAAACGUAUUGUUUGGUGUAUAUGAACUUAAAUAUAGACUUUGAAAUGUGUUCUAUGUGUUGUAGUGUGUAUUUAUUUCUUUGUGCAUUUUGAGUUGUAGAAAUAUAUUUAUUUUAUUACACAUUUGUUGUCAAUAAUUCCUCUACCUGAUACAAAGAACUUUUGUGUUUUGCAUGGUUUAUUUUGUGUGUUACCUUAAAGUGUCUUGCAAAGUCUGAUGCUUGCCCCCCCCCCCCCUCCCUGCCCCCUCCCCACCCCUCCCCUCUCUCUCUCUCUCUCUCUCUCUCUCUCUCUCUCUCUCUCUCUCUCUCUCUCUCUCAGCAUUAUCAUGAUUAAUGGAAUGUUUAUUUUGCAGAUUUAUCACAGUUUCAAAAGUUAUGCAAAAGAUGUAGUGCUAUGUAUGUAUUUCUGAAUAUCUAGAUUUUUCUGCAUUAAAAUAUAUGUCAUUGUUUGAGAUAAAUACCAUUGGUUUUUAUAGAUAAGUGAUAAGGUGACUUGAUGAGUUUUCAUUUAUAAUUACUUCAUGUUGUAAUCUCUCUCUCUCUCUCUCUCUCUCUCUCUCUCACACACACACACACACACACACACACACAACAAAAUAAUUGUUACACCAUACUAUUUCAGUCAUAGAAUUUGUGCCAUGAUUGCUGUACUUCUGCCAUGUUGUUUUUUAAAGUAAUUCGGCAGAAAUAAAUGAAAUGGUUGUGCACAACAUUCUUAAUUCUUAUCUUAGUACAUUUUUGUACUCUUCCAAAAUGGUAAGAUUUUAUCAUCCUGUGUAUGUGGAAUAAGGAAGCUUAUCUGUAAUACACAAAUAUUUGUUUCAAACUUUCGGCUUCUAGAUGUUUAUUGUAUACAGUAUUUUGCUUGAAAUAAAGUAAUUGCAUCUAGCUCUCCCCAACAUCGGUUCACACUGUUAAAACAAUUAUCUUUAUGUGUUUGCUGAGAUUGUAAUUUAGAAGUUAAGGUGUACACCAUUACUUUCUGUGUCUAAUCUGGAUAAUAUACAUGAGUUUAUUUAAUCCUAUGUAUUUAUUUAAACUUUUGGGUUAAGGUCCUCCAUUUUCUUUAGUGUUUUCCAAAGUUACUCUUCCAGCUGAACAGUUGCCUCAUCUUAAGAGUAACAGACAAUAUGACACAAGUGAAUACUGUGACCUAGCUCAUCUCUAAGGGACCACUCUUUCACGACUUUCCACUCUGUAUAAUGCAUUCGGACUUGAUGAUUCGCCCAUAUUUACUUCAAAAUAAAUGCAUCAUUUAACUUACCAUGCUUCGGUAUUGUGUGAUCUUAAGUCUGUGAUAUGUCUUAGUCCACCCAGGAAUUCCCAUUUUUGUAUUGAUUUAGUAGCUUUCCAAUCUUAUCUAUCUUUUUUAGUAGACCAUCAGUUUAACUAUUUCUCACUCAGUAAGCGUGAAUACCACACAUCAUACAAAUACAGAAAAUUGAGAGAAAAUGAAUGUAUUCAUUUCUGUUUGCUGGGGAAUCAGAAACAGAUCAAAGAGAGACACUAUUUCCACCACACAGUUACACAUGGUAUGUCAUAAUAUCUGGCUCCAACACAUUUUUAAACAUUGUCAUCAUACCUUUGGAUAUUAUCUUUAAAUUUCUAAUUAAUGGCAUAUUUAUUCAUAACUGUUGAAAAAUUUUAAAACAUAGUCAUAAAUAGUGUGACAUUCUCAGUUGCUCAUAUAGAUGAAAACAUUUCUGAAAUUUUUGUCGUACAGUGGUUAAUUCACCGGACUCACAUCUUGGAAGAUCAGGUUUCAAAUCAUUGUCCACCCAUACUGAGUUAGGUUGCCCUCGGUGUCUCUCUGACUCUAUUAUGGUGCAUGCUGGAGUGAUUCCUUGGGAAACAACAACAUUUUUUCUUCUCUAUGCGUGUCUUACCGAGGCUUGCAAUCCUGUCUUUAUGGCCUCUUCAUCAGUGAGAUCUGAAAUAUUGAUUUUUCCUCUGCACCCUCCCCACUUCCAUUCUGUAUGUAUUUACAUUUAUUUUGGCUCUUUUUAUGUGCAUUUUGAUCUCUAGCUAAUAUUAACAUCUUCAGUGUCUUAAUUGAAAGCCAUUUUCAGGUUUACAAGCUUUUGUAUAGAUCAUACAUAACACUUUGUGUAUGAGAUGUGGCUAUAAAACAAAAGGUCUAUUGCUAUAAAACAUUUUAUUCCAAAAACAUAAAUAUUUAGUUAUUGCCAUCCUCUCAUACUCCAACCCUCUAUCCCUACAAUGCUCUGUGUGAAUUUUCCAUUAAUGGAAACAGUAUUGGAGGCCUUCCUCUCUGAAUAUUUUGAUGUAGCAUACUACUUUCUCUUGCUUCAGCAGACUGAAAUCAUAUUCCUUUAAUGCAGAUUUGGCCCUGGGUAAUAGAGAAGUUGCAUAGUGCUAGGUCAGCUGAAUAAGGUUGGUGGUCUGACACUGCGAUGCUUUACUUCACUAGAAAUCUCUUAACAGAAAAUGCACUAUGAGCCAGUAUGUUCUCUUGAUGCAGAACCCAUGAUGUAUUAUUCGGGUCAUAUUUUCUCACAGAGUUGUGAACAAGAAACUGAAAUAAAUAGUUUGACCUUCAGGAACCCAGUGAAGAUACACAAUUCCAUGAGUAUUGAAAAAAAAACAACCAUCAUUGCUUUGAAUCUUGAUUUGCUCAUUUGAGCUGUUUCUGCUUUUUGUGAAGUUUGGCCCUUCCAAUGCAUGGAUUUGCACUUUGUUUUUGGAUUAUAAGUGAAAAACAAAGGUUUGUCACAUGUUAUUGCUAUGUCCAAGAAAUUAGGGUCAUUUUCAGUGGUAUUCAAAGUGCUAGUUUAAACUUUUUCACAAGCUUCUUUUUGUUUGAUUGUGAGAAUUUUUGACACAAGUUUAGCACUCAUUUUUCUCAUGUAAAAUUGGUAUUGGUUAUGUAAAAUUUGCAUUGCACAUUCUUUGUCAUUCCUGCAGUUUCAGCAAUUGAUCAAAUAGUCAGAUCAAAUCAGAUUACCUACUUUUUUGAUAUUUUCAUCUGUUUUGAUGUUGAAGGGUGUCCCAAGUGUGAGUCAUCUUCAAUGUCUUGUUGGUCAUCUUGGAAAUGCUUGAACCACUCAAACCACUCUUCACCAUACACUUCUUUUGGUAAAAGGUAGGUUUCAGUGGCAGUUUCUCAAAGCUUCACCUGAAACUUCAUGACAGUUCAUUGCUCUGUUAUUAUGCUUACCAUUUUUUUGGCAGAACAGAAUAACAGCUCUUACACAAACCGGCCACCUUGAGGACGACUGAAAGGUUGUCGGCUGAGAUGACAGAACAAGAAUUAACAAAAUCCCUGAUGCACACCCAACAAGUGAUAGAAUAUUGUAUCCUGUGGAAAACUUCAAGAAAUAAACAUUGUACUUUUUAGCAAUUUAAGUGGUUUAAUUUUUUUAUGGAAUAAAAAUGUUUCAAUACUGUAGUUGGAAUAGCAUGAUUAAUUUGAAUGUAUGCAGAAGCAUAUAAAUUUUUGGUAAAAUCUUUCAGUUACAGAGAGGCAAAUUCAAUCAUUAGAUUCCAUACAAAUGAAGUUGAUUCAGUUGGGCUACAACUCGUGUCUCACUGAAAAGUUGUCCUUUCUGUGUACAUUUCAUUUACAUCUCUUCUUCGUCACAAUGAAUAAUAAUACAGUAUGAACUGAAUUAUGUAUUUCUGUUAAAUGGCAAAUCUGCAGCUGGGAGAGUGCAAGACUGUGAUUGACUUCACAAUGAAAUUAAAGUGCGAAUUGUGUAAGUGGGGAGAAAAAUGAAAGUAAAAAUCUUACUGCUUAUAAAUGUAGCUCAGCACUCCGUACACACUGGAAAAGAGAAGGAAUGAGAAGUUAUGUAGGGACCAGUAUCCGUAAAGAGAAUGCUAAGUGUACAACAAAAGGAAGAGCUUUCAGUCCCUAGAAAAGGAAGACACACAACCUAGAACCAAGUGGGAUUAAAUAGCCUGCGAGUAAAUGGAAACAAAAUGUGGAACACGGCAAACUAUAUUUGAAAAGCUAAAACAGUUUCAGUUAAAAAUUAAGAAUUAAAGGGCACUGUUAUUAAAGGUACAAAUGGGCAGAAAUUGCAUAAGAAAGAAUAGAAAGUGUGCAGAUGAAGACUGGAAAUAAACUUAAAAAUAUACAAAGAGAAGAUAGAAAAAUGAAAAAGCAAAUUUGUUGGAAAUUUGAGUAGUGCUUAGGGUAAGAUCAGACGUUUAAAAUAAGUUCACAAGCAGAGUUCAGGGUCACAUCAUGUGGCAAAGUGAUCUAAAUCUAUUCUGUAAUCGGACAGUGUAUGUCUUUUAUGUAAGUUUACUGCUUUGACUUUUUCAGCCUACUAAUGGUAUUAUUCUUCUUUAAAUGAAAAGUUAAACAGUUUUUACAAAAUGAAGUUUUAUGUAAAAUGCAUAGUUCCACAGCUGGCACACAGUGCCAUCAACAUUUAUUCUACAAGAAACCACACUUUAAUGCUAAAAAUCGCAUUUUUCUUUACAGCGUUUUGUUAUAGUACUUGAAAUGAGAAUCAGUUUUGUGGAAGUUAGACGUAUCUAAGUUGAAUCUAAACACUCUGCAUUUUUAAAUCUAUGAGAUUGGGUUAGCUUGAAUUGCGUAAAAAUCAAUAAAAACAUUUUUGUUCGCAUAAUGGGCUAACCUUUUUUUUUUUUAAAUGCUGCUCUAGGUCCUACGUACUCUGUGAUGGCUUUCAUAAUGUAAUUCAAGAUUAUCUAAGAUUGAAGUCUCUAUUUUCCACUUACAUAUUCCUCAUCAUGUAAAAUCUUGCUGUCUGAUGGUCUCUUUGCAUAGGUUCCUUUCAGUGAAUAGGAAAAGUUUCCCAGUGCGGGAUCGUGACGAAGUGAAUGAACUUUGUAAAUACAUGUAUUUGAAUGAAAAUAGGCUUCUGUUUUUUGUUUCAUAAUUAUUUGUAAGGUGCAUUUUUAUGAGAAAUUUGUGCAGUUUUUCUGCCGUGCCAUUGUACAUUAGCAACUGCAUUCCUUAAAAUGACAUUUGAUUUCAAUAUUUUGUUAUUUAUUUCUAGUACUAUGAAGACCAAAUGAUGCAAGGUUAACUAUAGACACUGCUUAAAAAAGUAUUCCUUGAGAUAUCCAGUGUAACCAUUUCCUGAACAUUUGCCUUGUAAAAUUUGCUGAACAUUUGCCAGUGCACUGAUUGUCCACUGAUCCCUAUUGCAGAUUUGACUCAGUUUGUCCUAAUGUUUCCCAUCUCGCGGUAACAUUCAUUUGACAUAAUUUUCUAUUUGCAUGGAAUAAUUAAAAACUUUUAUUUGUUAUGAAACUUGCUGGAGAGCUCGUUACCAACCUUCAUCUGUUGCAUUCCUGUCCAACUAUCCAGAUCUGUUUUCUGUAGUUUCCUCCAAUUACUUAGAGUAAAUCAAUGAUGGUCCCUUUGAAAGAGAUCUGCCAUGCAUUUCUCUUCAGAAUAACCCUGUUGCCAGCUGCAGUGCCACUAUGUAGUGGGAAAGUUUGGCAGUGAAUACCGUAUAUCACUAUCAAUUAAAAUGCUUUUAUGAAAUAAAACUAAAAUAACUGAUUCAAGUAAGAGUUUUAAAUAAUACAGAUAAUGAAAUCAAUAAUGAUAUAGUUUGUAAUGUUAUUUUGCAUUGCAGUGCGGUUAAAAUUUCAAUAACAGUUAUCCGAAAACUAUAUUUAUUUAGUUUCCUUUGGUAUGUUUCAUUCAUUGCCCAUUACUUUGUGGGCAAGAUGAGUGGUGACUGCUUUUUCUUCAAAAGCAGAACUAAACUAUUUUUGAAAAAAGAAUACUGUGCAAUACCAUUCCACAUUCUUGUGCCAUGCAUUUGUAUAACAACACUCGAGUUAUGUUUUCUGAUCCAUUUAAUUAACAUACUUAUUUAUUGAAUAAGGAAACCUUUCUUUGAGUCAUAAAAACUAUUUCUAUAAUUUAAAAUAAAUAUGUAGUUACUUUGUGGUCAUGUUGUAAUGGCAAUUACUAUAAAAUCAGUGAUCACAAUGCAGUUACUUUUGUACAUUUGUGUGUAAACUGUGAUAAGUAACAUUGAGGUGCAUAUAUUAGUCCAUGUUGAUAGCAAUAUGAAAAUGACCAGAGCUCCCAAGUGUUGAAAAAGGUACGAUAAGACAGCUUUCACUGUAGAAAGGAAAAUGUUUGCCACACUGACUUUUGUUUUGAAAAUACCCAGUAAUUUGGCAAUUGGCAAAAUUCUACUGUUCCAUUACAUCUCUCUUUACAUGAAAAAUAUUAUCAGAGUGAGUGUGAUCCAAAUUUAAUCCAUAUGCGUGUUGCUUUUUUGCUGAUGUCCUUGACCUACCUAUUUACAAAAGAAAUUGAGUGUCUUAGAUGCAGUAAUCCACAACAUAACAGACAAUUUUUACUAGUUUUAAUGUGUACUAUGUGACUAUUGGGUGGUUUUAUCACUUCGUAAGUACAGAAUGUACAACUUCAAGGUUCAGUGGUGCUCUGCAAAAAGAGGAAAAUAUAAGCAAUUGAGACAGUUUUCAACCAUAGAUGCUGGUGCUACUUUGGACUUUGUAAUGUAUCUCUUGAACUUGCAUCAUGAGGAAACUAAACAGUAGUGGGGCAACUAAAAUUUCUGUGAUUAACUUCACUCCAAUUCCGAAGGGACUUCCAGAAUUGAUUUUUAUACUAAUUUUAUCUGAUCAAGUCUUUCCUUCUCAUCCCAUCCGGUAAGUCUCACCUGACACGUAGUUCUGGAUAGCUUUCACGAAAUCUACCCCUUUUCUUAGAGCUCUCCAGUCGUUUUCCUUCACACCUCUUCCUUCCCCUUCAACCCUUCUGCAUGAAGGAGGGGCCACUGACUCCAAAAGCUCACCUAGUUAUAAUCUUUGAUGUGUUCUGCAACUGUUUCGUGAGUACUUUUUUUUUUAUCGCUCCAGUUACCUUACAUGAUCUAGUUCUCUGUGACAGAUGUGAAUGUACCACUUAUAUCAGAUGGAAAUCUCUAACAAACUUAAGUCACAUGGAUGCAGGAAACCUACAUACAACAGAGGAAAGAGAAAAGGAAGAGAGGGGGGGGGGGGGGGGAGACAAUGAAAUGUUACCUUUUGAGACUUUGUCAUCUACCUUAGCCUGUUAGAAGCCAUAUUUAAGGUGAAGUCAUUUGAUUGGCAGUGAAUUUUUUUGCUGUAAGUGUCUUUCAUGAUUUUAUUUCCCUUUGAUGGGAGGAAUAUUAAGGCAUCGGACUGUGCCCAGAUACAUAAAGUAGUGCCCACAUAGAUUCCUCAGUUUUAAACUUUCAUUUGUUGUAGGAGCAAGGGCACAGUUACCCAUGUAACACUAUAGUUGUUGUCAUUGAAUUUAAGCAGUGGAAAAAUAUGGUACAGGAAGUAAUCAGUUAUAAAAUUGGUUAUGUAUGUAGUUUAAAGACAUUCAAUAGGAUAUGUAUUUCUUCCAUUUCUCCAUUUAGAUGACUUGACAAUAAAAAUUAUUUCAUAAUAUGUGCUCAUGUAGAGGCCAGUUGGUGGUGGAGAGUACACAAACUUUUUUUUAAUGAUUUGCUGGACUCCUUACAAUUAAAAUGCAUGAACAGAUACUGUUUUCGCUCUUGCUAGUCAACUGUCAACAUCGAGAGAAUGCUCAGUUCAUUUAUGCUACAUUGUGAACCAUCCUUGAGAUCUCCACAUCUAGACUUCGAGCAGGUCAGUCAAAUAAAUGGAGUACAUAUGGCAUUUUAAGAAAUGGAUGAGGACUGUUAUGUUAGUUAAAAGACUGUUCUUUCCAGUAAAACCAUGUUCCUAGUUAACCUCCAGUGCCACACUCAUCCUUUUCCAAAAUCCAACAGGCAAUGAGUUGCUGAAGUCUUACCUGCCCUCUUUUUCCUGACCAUUCUCAAAAUAGAGAAUUAAAUGAUUUUAAUCAUUUAUGUUUUUCCUUCGGAGAAAUGACAGUUUAGGCAUUUAAAAAUGUUUUUUGAUGCUAGUAAUGUAUGAUCACUUAACAGUCUCAUCAACUACACUUAGAUUGCUCUCAAUUUUCAUUAAGUUUCAGUGGGUAAAAUGUUCUGUUAAGGCAACAAUUUGUAUCAAAAUGUGUGUACAGGAAGAAGAAAGCAAUGCACUUUGACUAACUUUUACAUGCAUUGUUUGUUAGUGCACCAUUAAUUGUAAGUUAGUCCUUGUUUUGCAGGGUCCUAUGUAUCUUACAAGAUUCCUUAGAAUCCUUCAGUGUUCAAUUCAGCUGCAUAUAGUAAAGUAUCUAUAAGCUACAUUGUUCCUACAUCAAAUCUACUGGCAGUGUAUCAUUAAAAAUUACAUUUAAAACUGAUUGGCAUUGAUGCAGUACAUACACUUUCUGGUUUGAAAAAGAGAGGCCUGCUGACUGGCUGGAAUAUGGUUUCAUCUAGUCAACAACUAGUUUCCAUAGUGUUAGCAAGUAAUAGUCAGUGUAUUACCACAACAUGUAAUCUAGUCAUAUUUGUGUGUUAGGGGCAACUAUGACUAUCACUUAUUACAUGUUUUAUUAGCAUUUGAGCAUAAGAUGAUGAUAAUAUUGAAGCAAGUUGUGGAAUAUAGUCUUAUUGCAGCUUCUCAGAGGAUUGUUUUCUUUUAAUGAACUUAACAACUGUGAAGCACCACUUUGAAUGAAAUAAUCUUAUGUUGCUUUAUGUCAUAAGUUAUGGUUAAAAAAUUCAGGAAUGGAGUAAGCGAUAACUGGAGGAAUGACCAAGAAGUAAUCACCAUGCACUUGAAGACAUUGGUGUCAAAUAACACACACCUGUCAUGCUAAAGAACUAAUAUCAGACAGGCAACUGCAAAACAAAUUGAUUUUACUGUAUUUAAUCUUAAGAUAGAAGUUGUUACAGAAUUUUGUUGGCCUGUGUGAUUAAAAAUAAUAAUAAUACCUUGAUUACUAUGUGUGAGAACUGAUAGUGUAAUUGUUAGGGUGUCAAAACUUGAGCUGAUAAUAAUUGACAUACUGUUUCUGUUUUAAUCAAUAACACGCAGUAAUUUUUUUAAAAAGUAUUUAUUCCUUGGUAAUUUUUGCAAAGGUGUUUGAUCCAUUUGGUACUGCUGAGUAUAUGACGAAUCUUCUUUUACACUGACACAAGCAUGUGUCUUGCAAAUGCAACAGUGGAAAUUAUAGAUAGGAAUAUCAGUAGUGUAGGAAAAGAUAGAUUUGCUACUUAACAUAAAGAUGACACAUUAAGUUGCAGACAGGCACAAUUAAAAGUACACUUACACAAUGUUUUUGGCCACAGCCUUUAUCAGAAACACGCACCGAGCUGCCAAAAUUGGCAGUUGUGUGUGCUUGAGAUGUGCUUACUUACAUGAAUAAAUUAUGUAUGUUUCUCUUUUUCUCAUAAAGGCUGUGCCCGAAAGCUUUGAGUAAAUGUCUUUUAGUUGUGCCUGUCUGCAAUUUAACAUGUCACCUUUAUCUUUUCCUACAUUGUUGGUGUGUCUUACAAAUUAGAAUGAAUAGUAAAUAGAACAGAAAGGUGUAAUUAAGGGCACAUGUACUUUAAAAUUCCAGAUUUCAAAAACUAAAUUAAGUUGCAGUUGGCUCGUUAAGCUUUAUAAUUCAGAACAUGUUACAGCUGGAAAUUAAGAAUAAGAGCUGUGAAAGUGAGAGUAUCAGGUAUUGUGAAGAGAAUGAGAAAUGUAUUCUCUUGAGGAUUUUGAUGCAGAUAUUUAAAUUGGAGACACAAAAUCAUUGGAAAAGUAUUAUACAUUGUGGAAGUUGACUUUCUUUCAUUUCCUUCUAUAAUACUGCUAACUAAAUAGUCUGCACUAACCACCACCAUCACCACCACCUCCUAAGUACUACACACACUCACUCACUCUCUCUCUCUCUCUCUCUCUCUCUCUCUCUGUGUGUGUGUGUGUGUGUGUGUGUGUGUGUGUGUGUGUGUGUGUGUGUGUGUGUGUGUGUGUUCUUAUUCGUAAUCAUUUGAUAGACUGCCUAUAAAACUGUUUUAAUUAACCUAUCGUAUUAGGACAAGUAUAUUUGUGGGAAGUAUCAUUGACGUAAAUGACUUAAAUAUAUUAUAAAACAGCCAAAAUUUUUUAUGUAUAUGUUUUUGGAAUGCUGUUUUAUAAGAAUAUUUUGUCCUUUGCAGGCAGUAGAAAAUGUAUUGAACGAAUACCUUUUUUUUGGGAGGGGGGGGGGGGGGGGUGAGGUGCCUCACCAUUUAUGAUGGGAAAAAAGAAUUAAUGUUUGUCAUCAGUUGCAUGAAUGGAAAGAUAAAAUGAAUUAUUUAAUUUUAAAUAUACAAAAACUUUUUUUUUUACAAAUGUAAAUUUCAUAUCUAUUUGCAGGGCUGCUGCAACUUCUUUUUAUGUAUGAGUAGAAGUUAUGAGAUAGUAUGGAGGUAUUUCACAUUUUAUGUUCUUAACUGUAAUUCCAUUAUAGCAUUAUGAGCAGUCAUCUAACUUUAUUAUUUCUUCUCUUAUAUUAACAUGUUAAUAGGUGUUAGCAUUAGUGUGGAUUGACGUAUAAAUGUGUUUUACAAAUGCUUAGUGUAGGAAAGGUUACUGAGAUUUUAAUGAUUAGGUAGUUUAGAUUAAAUGAAUGUUGGUAGCUGUAUUAAAGAAACAUUGACAUAGUGUUUAGGUUUCGUAAAACUAAACAUGUUAAUAUACAUGCAUUGCACUUUUUGUGCAUCCACUCUGUGCAGAUUGGUGCUUAAAUACCUAAUAUUGACAGUUUUCUGUCAUAAUAUAAGCUCCAUCCAUUCAAAAAAACUAUUGUGGGGCCUGUAGGUAGCAGUGCUCACAAAAAUACUGAUUUAAAAUAUUAAGAAGAAAUACUUAGGUAUGUUACAAAUGCUGUAAGAUAAAGGAAAAGAAUUGGGAAGGAUGUAAUACUGUUUGACGAGUUGCCUUAAUAGGUUGCUGCGAACAUUGAACUGCAUCAUUUGUAGCAGGAAUGCAACUGGUGCAGAUUUCCACUGUAUUUUGUAAAUUUAUUUUGAAAUAUAUCAAGUAAGACACUAGAGCUAACUGUGCUGAUUUAAUAUAGUAUUCAGGCAUUUUACAAGCAUUAUAUACAGUCAUUUUAGUGAGAGUUUGCCAUAAUUCUGUAUCAAGUAAGUAGAUAUUGGCUGUAUUUCUGGCAAAGUGGAAUGAGGAGCAGAUGCUCAUUUUUGCUGUUUCCCCAUCCGCAUGUUUGUUUCAGUUAGUCAUUGAAAAUUAUUCAGUAAGAUGUUUGUUCAUUCAAAACUCAUUUAGAUUUUUGCUUCUAUUAUUAUUGUGUAAGUAAACAUUCCAGUAAACUGAAUUUUACUGACUUCAGCAUUUUUACUAUGAAUAAAAGAAAUGGGUGGAUGUUUUCAGUGAUGUGGUUAUGUAUCAUGUAUAGUGAAUAGAAUUUACAUGUUAUGUAUAAUAAAUAUUUAUUGAAAUAAUGUUCAUAGAUUUAUUUAAUAAAAAAUUUAAAAGGGAUCAAGCUAUGUUGCCAAAAUAUUUAUUAAAUUUUAUGAAAUAUUUGAACAGAAUGAUGUGAGCACUUUAUAUCAAUAUAUUCUGUCAGAACCCUACCCUUGAUGUAAUGAUGUAUGUGCCAUACUAGAUCAUAAUUGCAGACAGCAUGGAAUACACUUCUCAGGUUGAGGCCAAAAAAUUUUGUGUGGGCCUUGCAUUGUUUUAAAAGCAAGUUAGUUAAAAACAGUGUUGUGACAUUCAGAGUUUAAAGCACUAUUUUUCAUCUGUACUGUGUUGUCAAUGUAUCAUCAUACAAAUAUGACAGUGUUUAAAAAUUCAGAAUGAACCAUUUUUGAUAAACAAAAGAUUUAUAUUUAAUUGUCUCUUUUGUCAAUUAUUAAAAUUUUCUUGUAAUUUAAUUAUCUGCAUAUUUAUUACUGUGCAGCAGAAUAAAUACCACAUAUCAUAAUUUUAUUUAAUAUUAAUAUAAUUACUGAGUCUAUGUUUUCAAAACAUCUUUGUGUGAACUGGAACAGAGGAGAUUUAGAGAAGCAGUCACAAAACAUUCUAGCAGGUGAUGUAUUGAUGGUGUAAAAAUGAAGCAAAAUGUAUGCUGCUUCAUAUGAUUUACCAGUUAUUUUCUUAUAACGCCAAUUUUCUGAAUUGCUUUUCAGUCUUAAGUAUUCUCACACAGAGUGAUCUCAAUUUUAUUAAUAUUGUUUUCUGUAUUUCUGAUCAAGCAUAUUGCUGUUCUUUUAAUGUUAAAUGCAGUGUGAACAAUUUUAGUCCACUGAAAAUACAUAUUGCUGUUCUUUUAAUGUUACAUGCAGUGUGAACAAUUUUAGUCCACUGAAAAUACAUAAUACAAAAUGCUACCUGUUCUUGAGAUAAAUUUGUGUAAUUUGACAGCCAGAUAAAUGAGACUGGGAGUAAUGUCUAAAAUUCGGGAGGUGGAUUAUUAUUCAACAAUCCACUGCAUGUUCUGGUUGCAACCAUUCCAGCAGCAAUAUAAGCUUCUAAUUUUUUGUCUUUUCUGCUCGUGUGGAAUAUGCAAUAAAAUUACAUUGUGUUU